AUGUCAGAUUCAAAUCAACUCCCACCAAAUAUUGUGACAAAUAGAUCUGUUGGAUACUACGACAGCACUAUACCUUUGAAAAUUUAUAACACAACCAUAGAUCUAGACAAAGAUUGUUCUCCAAAUGAUAUUGUAAUUCGAGUUAAAGCUGCAGCUUUGAAUCCAGUAGAUUUGGUUUUAUACAAAAUUUCGUCACCAAUUCCAAUUUUGAAUAGGUUUACUGGUAAUAAUGACAAGUUAAAUACCUUUGGGUUUGAUUAUGCCGGUGAAAUUAUUAAAGUCGGAUCUGAUCAAUUGAAACUUCAAAAAUGGCAAGUUGGAGAUCUUGUACAUGGUCUCUUAAGAGCUACUCCAUUUGAAAAGGGGAAAGCAGGUAGUUUAACCUAUUACUUGAUUUUGGAUCCAACAAAUAAUACUGGGAUGGGAAAAUUUUCCAUAUUACCAAGAGAAAUUUCUCAAACUUUGGAAUAUAAUGACAAAUUUGUCAUUGCAGCCUCUUGGCAAUUGGUCUUUCAAACUGCUUAUUUAGUGCUUCACGGUCAUGGCCAAGUGCCAUCAAUCUUGAAUGAUAAAGACUCUAGCAUUUUAGUUUUGGGUGCUGCUACAGCUGUAGGUGAUGCUUUAGUUCAAAUAGCCAAGAAUGUAUUAAAAAUUCCCAAAGUAAUUGGUACUUGUUCAUCAAACUCUAUAAAGAACAGAGACAAAUUGAUUCAUCCAGGGUUCGAUUAUUUGAUCCCAUAUGAUGAUCCAAAUAUGCCUACCAGAGAUCAUAUUUUGAAAUAUAUCAAAGACAACAAUAACGAGAAAUUUGAUUUGAUUGCUGAUUGUGUAGGGUCAUCCGAUGUGGUGGAUAUCCCUUACCAAGUUCUAAGGGAUCCUAAGACAUCUGUCUAUUCUACACUUGCCGGUGACAAAAAGAUAAAAUACGGUCAAGCUGGCAAAUUUGACAUGUUACAAUGGAGAACAAUCUUAAGAUUGUUAACCAGAAGAAAAAUCUUCAACAAUUACCCAUACUGUUUUAAUGUUGUCAAGGGUAAACUUGAAGCAGUAGAAUUAGCUAACAAGAUGAUAUCUGAAGGAACAUAUAUACCUAAAAUCGAUUCCGUUUAUUCUUUCGACAAUUUCGAGGCAGCAGUGGCAAGACUGACUUCUAACAAGGCUAAGGGUAAAGUUGUGGUCACCAUGGACUAA
Messenger RNA from Henningerozyma blattae CBS 6284, 1191 nucleotides. RefSeq lists its product as uncharacterized. Lineage: Eukaryota; Fungi; Ascomycota; Saccharomycetes; Saccharomycetales; Saccharomycetaceae. The transcript has a single exon. The record is from RefSeq and is a predicted model, not a curated record. Bases 1 to 1191 code for a protein of 396 amino acids. Gene Ontology annotation, cellular component: mitochondrion.